CGGCCCGCCUCUCUGGCCGUCCUAACAAAGCUGGGCAGCGCCCUCACACCCGCCACCACCACGGGAGGGGCCAGAGCUGGAGGAGGGAAGGCACAGCUUGGAGAUGGUGUCACCCCUGGAUCCUGCCCAUCCUGGGAGACUCUGGGCGGCCAGCUGCUGUUCCUGACCUCGCCAAGAAAUCACUGUAUUUUCGACUCAGCGGCCCAUGACGCUCAUUCCUGCUGCUGUGUGUUGAGUGACCAAUCCGAUGGGUGGAGUGUGUUACAGGAACUGGCAGCAAGUGUCCAAUGGGUGAGGAAGAAGCCGACCGUGGAAGUGGUCAGCCCUGACGGGAUGCUCUCAGCCAGCAGAGACAUUCCACUCCAAGACAGGUCUGCCUGACGUCUGGGAGGCCACCACCGGACGGGCCGCCACACGGUUGGCGGAAGGGGUGACAGCCGCAUUCUCCUGUGCCUACCACGGAACCAAAAAUGAAGGAGAACUACUGUUUACAAGCCGCCCUGGUGUGCCUGGGCAUGCUGUACUGCAGCCAGGCCUUCACCACGGAGCGGCGGGGCCACCUGCGACCCUCGUUCCACGGACACCACGAGAAGGGCAAGGAAGGGCAGGUGCUGCAGCGCUCCAAGAGAGGCUGGGUCUGGAACCAGUUCUUCGUGAUCGAGGAGUACACGGGGCCUGACCCUGUGCUGGUGGGCAGGCUUCAUUCCGAUAUUGACUCUGGAGAUGGGAACAUUAAAUACAUUCUCUCAGGUGAAGGAGCCGGAACCAUUUUUGUGAUUGAUGAUAAAUCAGGGAACAUUCAUGCCACCAAGACAUUGGACCGAGAGGAGAGAGCCCAGUAUACACUGAUGGCUCAAGCUGUGGACAGGGGCACCAAUCGGCCACUGGAGCCACCAUCGGAAUUCAUCGUCAAGGUCCAGGACAUUAACGACAACCCCCCUGAGUUCUUGCAUGAGACCUAUCAUGCCAACGUGCCAGAACGGUCCAAUGUGGGGACGUCCGUGAUCCAGGUGACAGCUUCAGAUGCAGAUGACCCCACCUAUGGAAACAGUGCCAAGCUCGUGUACAGCAUCCUGGAAGGACAGCCCUACUUCUCUGUGGAAGCACAGACAGGUAUCAUCAGAACAGCCCUUCCCAACAUGGACAGGGAAGCCAAGGAGGAGUACCACGUGGUGAUCCAGGCCAAGGACAUGGGAGGGCACAUGGGUGGACUCUCAGGGACAACCAAAGUGACGAUCACACUGACCGAUGUCAAUGACAAUCCACCAAAGUUUCCACAGAGCGUAUACCAGAUGUCUGUGUCAGAAGCAGCUGUCCCUGGGGAGGAAGUAGGAAGAGUGAAGGCUAAAGACCCAGACAUUGGAGAAAACGGUCUAGUCACCUACAAUAUUGUUGAUGGAGAUGGUAUGGAGCUCUUUGAAAUCACAACGGACUAUGAAACACAGGAGGGCGUGGUGAAGCUGAAAAAGCCCGUAGAUUUUGAAACCAAAAGAGCAUACAGCUUGAAGGUGGAAGCAGCCAAUGUACACAUCGACCCGAAGUUCAUCAGCAAUGGUCCUUUCAAGGACACGGUGACGGUCAAGAUCGCAGUAGAAGAUGCUGACGAGCCCCCCAUGUUCUUGGCCCCAAGUUAUAUCCAUGAAGUGCAAGAAAAUGCAGCUGCUGGCACUGUAGUUGGAAGAGUACAUGCCAAAGACCCUGACGCUGCCAACAGCCCGAUAAGGUAUUCGAUCGAUCGUCACACUGACCUCGACAGAUUUUUCACUAUUAAUCCAGAGGAUGGUUUUAUUAAAACUACAAAACCUUUGGAUAGAGAAGAAACUGCCUGGCUCAACAUAUCAGUUUUUGCAGCAGAAAUUCACAACAGGCAUCAGGAAGCCAAAGUCCCAGUGGCCAUCCGGGUCCUUGAUGUCAACGACAAUGCUCCCAAGUUUGCUGCCCCUUAUGAAGGUUUCAUCUGUGAGAGCGAUCAGACCAAGCCACUUUCCAAUCAGCCAAUUGUUACAAUUAGUGCAGAUGACAAGGAUGACACAGCCAAUGGACCAAGAUUUAUCUUCAGUCUACCCCCUGAAAUCAUUCACAAUCCAAAUUUCACAGUCAGAGACAACAGAGAUAACACCGCAGGGGUGUAUGCCCGGCGCGGAGGGUUCAGUCGGCAGAAGCAGGAUCUCUACCUCCUGCCCAUCGUGAUCAGCGACGGUGGCAUCCCGCCCAUGAGUAGCACCAAUACCCUCACCAUCAAGGUGUGUGGGUGCGACGUGAACGGGGCGCUGCUCUCCUGCAACGCGGAGGCCUACAUCCUGAACGCCGGCUUGAGCACAGGGGCGCUGAUCGCCAUCCUCGCCUGCAUCGUGAUUCUCCUAGUCAUCGUAGUGUUGUUCGUGACACUGAGAAGGCAAAAGAAAGAACCACUCAUUGUCUUUGAGGAAGAGGAUGUGCGCGAGAACAUCAUUACCUAUGAUGAUGAAGGGGGCGGGGAAGAAGACACGGAAGCCUUCGAUAUCGCCACCCUCCAGAAUCCCGAUGGCAUUAAUGGAUUUAUCCCUCGCAAAGACAUAAAACCCGAGUACCAGUACAUGCCCAGGCCUGGGCUGCGGCCAGCACCCAACAGCGUGGAUGUGGAUGACUUCAUCAACACGAGAAUACAGGAGGCGGAUAACGACCCGACGGCCCCUCCUUAUGACUCCAUCCAAAUCUAUGGGUACGAGGGCAGAGGUUCCCUGGCAGGGUCUCUGAGCUCCUUAGAGUCGGCCACCACAGAUUCAGACUUGGAUUAUGACUACCUACAGAACUGGGGGCCUCGUUUUAAGAAACUAGCAGACUUGUACGGUUCCAAAGACACUUUUGAUGAGGACUCUUAACAAUAAUGAUACAAAUUUGGCCUUAAGAACUGUGUCUGGCGUUCCGAAGAAUCUAGAAGAUAUGUAAACAGGUAUUUUUUUAAGUCAAGGAAAGGCUCAUUUAAAACAAGCAAAGUUUUACAGAGAGGAUGCAUUUAUGAAAACUGCAAGGACUUCAAAGUGGCAAAUACUGUGAAGUACCUUUUCUUACAAAAAAGGCAAAGGGCGAAGUUGUUUGUCAACUUCGCUAGAGAAAAACCACUUGGCAUACAAAAUAUUUAAGUGAAGGAGAAGGCUAAUGGUGAACUUACAAUGAAGGGAAAUCGUUUCUGUGUUACGAACAUCUAAGUCUUUUCUUUUUCUUCUUUUUUUUUUUUAAUUUGUCAAAGAAGCUUCCACGAAAUUAGAGAGGACAACAGUUCUGAGCUGUAAUUUCGCCUUAAACUAUGGACACUGUAUGUAGUGCAUUUUUAAACUUGAAAUAUAUAAUAUUCAGCCAGCUUAAACCCAUCCAAUGUCUGUACAAUACAAUGUACAAUUAUGUCUCUUGAACAUCAACCUUGUUACUGCUGAUUCUUGUAAAUCUUUUUGCUUCUACUUUCAUCUUAAACUAAUACGUGCCAGAUAUAACUGUCUUGUUUCAGUGAGAGGCGCCCCUAUUUCUAUGUCAUUUUUAAUGUAUCUAUUUGUACAAUUUUAAAGUUCUUAUUUUAGUAUACAUACAAAUAUCAGUAUUCUGACAUGUAAGAAAUGUUACGGCAUCACACUUAUAUUUUAUGAACAUUGUACUGUUGCUUUAAUAUGAGCUUCAAUAUAAGAAGCAACCUUUGAAAUAAAAAAAAGAUUCUUUUUUAAUUCUGGGCUUGAGUCUUAACAUUGAAAAAAAUAAGUAUUUCUAAUGACCCAUUUAUAUUUCUAAUUUAAGAUACUUGUGAUCUUUUCAUAACCCUAUUUAUGAUCUGUGGUUGUCUGCUGCUUUUACUGUUUAUUUAAAAUCAAAUAUGUUUUACAAAUGUUUUUUCAGAUAAGAUUCUGUAACAUCAUGUAAAGCUUUUUUGUACAUUCUCAAUAGCUUCACUUUCACACGCAUCUGAAAAAGGAUGUUAAAGAUCUGGGUCAGCCUAUGAUUUGGCAAUACUUGUUAUAUAAUAUGCAUUUAUCUUGUAUAUCAAUAACUUGAUGGUAAUGAGAGACAAAUCCAGGAGAGAAAAAAAACUAUCAGAAGCCUAAAGUUCAAGAUGUUGAUUUUGUGCCUCAUACCCAGCAUUUUGGGAACUGAGGGAGAGAAUAGUCAAAAAUAUAAAUUUGUCACAUAUGGCCAUCAGAAAUCCAAUGUUAUUCUAUUUUCCCUUAUGACUAUGAUGGUUGAAACUGCGUAUUUGUUCCUUUUAAUUUUUACUCCUCUAGAAAUAAUUGGCAUUUUAAAUUUGAUAACAGACAGAGCAAUUCAUUUUUAAAUCUUUGUUUUAAAAUACCCUUUGGGCCAUAAGCGCAGAAUGAGAGCAGGGACCGGGCAGAAUCUGAAGGUCAAUGCCAUUUGAUCUGUGAGUCUGCCAAACCCCUCCUACAGCCCCAUCUCGCUGCCUGGGGAUCGGGACUUCUGUGAAAGUCAUAUCACUUGUUCACUUGGGCCAAAGGUCAAAGCAUAGCAAUACUCGGGGAAAGAGCACCCGAAACCAUGCUGCAAGUGUUUCCUCUUUCCCCCCCACCCAGACACAGGGCACCACUUUCUCUUGGGUUAUAGACAAUUGUUAGGUUAUCUUUUCUUUUUACUUUAUUGUGCAAGUUUGUUUCAAGCAUUUCUUGAUACCCUGCUAUCUACUAUUUUUAUGACUCCGUCAAAGUGCAUACAAAGAGAAAUGUUUUUAUGAAGUGCUCACUUCCAUUUUACUUUGCAUUUAAAUCAAAUUGUCUGAACACUUCAAUGGAAUAAAUUUUGUGGACAAUGUCACUUUGGAAUCUUUCAUUUCAGUGAAGGAUUGCACAUUCUCAGUACUUCCAUAAUUGCAGGUUUUGUUCAUUUUUUAUAUAGUUUUUGUAAUCCAAAGAAUAUUUUGCUAGAUUUGCACAGAUCUCCAAUUGAAUUUGAAAUGAAGAAAUAACUCAAAAAGAACAUGAAUAGCACUUAAACAAGCAUACAGCUGUGAGUAACCCUGUCACCAUGGAUGAUCCUUUUUUUCUAGGAAUAUAUUUGGAUUAGAUUUGACAACUACAUUUUCACAUUUUUAUGUU
Condylura cristata (star-nosed mole) is the source of this 5072-nucleotide messenger RNA. RefSeq names its product cadherin 11, type 2, OB-cadherin (osteoblast) (gene CDH11). The record is from RefSeq and is a predicted model, not a curated record. Gene Ontology annotation, cellular component: adherens junction; catenin complex; plasma membrane. The transcript has 13 exons. Lineage: Eukaryota; Metazoa; Chordata; Mammalia; Eulipotyphla; Talpidae. Bases 471 to 2861 code for a protein of 796 amino acids. Gene Ontology annotation, molecular function: cadherin binding; calcium ion binding. Gene Ontology annotation, biological process: homophilic cell-cell adhesion; calcium-dependent cell-cell adhesion; adherens junction organization.